Messenger RNA from Rhagoletis zephyria (snowberry fruit fly), 430 nucleotides. RefSeq lists its product as uncharacterized. NCBI's taxonomy places the organism in Eukaryota, Metazoa, Arthropoda, Insecta, Diptera, Tephritidae. The record is from RefSeq and is a predicted model, not a curated record.
UAAAAAUUAAAGUAAAACUAACUAAACGACCAUAUAAAUAAAUAAAAAUAAAAAAAUAAAACCAUUAUGGCGAACACUGCACAACUUUUGCGACGACAAAGCUCGCGCGACAUCGUGCUGAAGAGUCAGAAGAGCAUUGACCAUAUGGAAUUACGGGAAAUGCGUGGUCGUCUUGUACCCAAAGAACACCAUGGCAGUGGGACACAUCAUCAUCACCCCCACCAUCAUCAGCCACCUAUGUAUGGUGCAACCAAUCAAGCAUUUCUGGGUGAUGCUUUUGAUGAAUCGACCGAAUUGGAACCGGACGGUUUCGGUGCAGAGGCGAGUACCAGUAAAUCAAAAGCUGAAUUGGCAGCGGCAGUUUCGGCCACAGUUGAAGCAGCUGAAGAGGACAUUGUCGAGGGUGGAAAGGAGGGUGAUGAGCGCGAAA